GCCGUGGACGAAGCUCAAAUGUCACAAGUUGAAGCGUUAAACUUUACUUUUGGUCCGCGUUUACUCAAACGACCUGUAGCGUUUGCAGCUUCCGAGCAAAUAUGAAUUAACGUGUUACGAGUAGAAGUUAAGUUGUCUAAAGCGACGUCUCGGGGUUCCGUGUAUGUUCCGAGGUGUGGUGCUCAUGUCGUGGAACGCCAACUAGAAACCAGAUGUUUAGCUUCCACUCCUAACACACUGCUAUGCUGCCGAGGCUGAUGCACUCCUGCAAUCUGAGCCAUUAGGAGUCACCGUGCAGCUUAACACACGACAUGUAAGAGAAUGAGUCAUUGCACAGGAAGCUGUGGCAACCAUGGAUGCGCCUUUCAGUGACCCGGUGUGUCAUCACCGGAGAUAGAAGCAGAACAUCGGAUAAAUCCGCUGAGCAAGAGGGACCUCUCCCUGCUGGUAACAGUCCUGACUGUUACACACGAGUACGGAGCAGCUCUUCGCUUCAAGAAUCAACAAAAAAACCUUGGAAGCCAAAUAUGCUGCUUUGACCGAAAGGACAUUAAGCGGAAUAAAAUCUAUUUAAUCAAAGAUUCUGGACAAUGACUGAAUUAUGGGUGUUCAGGACCAUUAUGACUACUGAAUACUUUUACGGUACAAAGUUAAAUAAUCAUUCAAUGUAAAAUCCCUAUAUUUCAAAGUUCAAAAGGACCAUUUUCUUUGGACUGCAAUGAAAAUUACUUUUCUUAAUAAUUCCAGGCAAAACUAAUUCAAUUGUUUUAAGGGCCUCUCUGACUACUAGGAUGCUGAAUAUUUACAGUAAAAAUGUUAUUUAGAGAGAUCCUGCACAGACAUUCUUCUAUCAUUGUCCAAUUUACUAUUUAAAUUAGCCUUUAUUCCGGUUAUGUGUUUAAUACCGUAAAUGUCAUGUAAAGUGCAUGUAAAUUUGUGCACUAAAGUGUCUGCAGAGUUGAACGCAGUGAACUACUGGAGCGGGCCCAACUCCCUCGAUCUACAUCAGCUCCUUCAUUCCAUGUAUGCAACACCACCACCAUCAAGAUGUUAAAACUGUCCAAUGGACCAACCACUGGCGUACAUGUCUUUGCCACCUAACCUGUACAUGCAGCUGAGCGCUUGCUUUGAAGAUGAGUUCCAGAGUGUCAGGUGAUCUGGAGAACGCAGAGGAGGAGGCUGAAGAAGAAGAAGAUGAAGGAGAAAAGAGUGUCAACCCGACAGAGGUCAAAAUGAGUCAGAUAGUGAUGCCUUGUCACAGCAACCACAGACAGGAGCUGAGUGUGGGUCAGCUGCUCAAAUGGAUAGACUCCUGUGCCUGUCUCUCCGCUGAGCGGCAUGCUGGGUGCCCCUGUGUCACCGCCUCCAUGGAUGACAUCCACUUUGAACAUACCAUCAGGGUGGGCCAGGUGGUGAAUAUCAAGGCAAAGGUCAACAGAGCCUUUAACACCAGCAUGGAGGUGGGAGUACAGGUGAGCUGUGAGGACCUGUUCUUGGAUCGGCACUGGAGGGUUUGUCACGCCUACGCCACCUUUGUUACCCAGCGCACAAACACAGGGAAAAAGGUGAUCUUGAAGCUCAUCAUACCUCACACUGAGAAAGAGCAGGUUGAGUACAGCGUGGCAGCUGAGAGACGCAGGGUCAGGAUGCUGCACGAUGACAUCAUCAAAGAUCUUCUCUCCCACGCCUCCGUCCUGCAGGCUGACAACUGGGCACCAGGCAAUGCUGUGGCAGCAGAGAAGACCAAGGUGGAGAGUGUGGAGCUGGUCUUACCCACACAUGCUAACCACCAGGUGAACACGUUUGGAGGACAGAUCAUGGCAUGGAUGGUGAAUGUAGCUACAAUUGCUGCCAGUCGUCUCUGUCAGGCUCACCCAACUCUGCGCACCAUCGACAUGUUCACCUUCAGAGGACCAUCUCACGUUGGAGACAGACUGCUGCUCAGGGCUAUAGUCAACAACGCAUUCAAAAACAGCAUGGAGGUGGGGGUGCGAGCCGAGGCCUACCAUGAGGAAGGGCCUAACCGGCACAUUAACUCGGCCUUCAUGACCUUUGAGGUGCUGGACGACCACAGGAAGCCAUGUACGUUACCACGGAUACGACCUGAACCCUUGGAAGGGGGGAGGAGGUUUCAAGAGGCCACAGCCAGGAAGAAGAUUCGACUGGACAGAAAGUACAUCAUCUCACGUACGCAGGGAGAAGUCCCCCUGUCUGUCCCCUGGGACCCCAGAAACCAGGUGUAUCUGAGCUAUAACAAUGUUUCUGCUGUGAAGAUGCUGGCUGCUAGAAACCACUGGCGACUCAGCUCUGAGAAAGACGAGGUCCGUCUUUACACCAUGGAGCAGAAGUCCACGCUGAGCUUCAGGGUGGAGUCGGAGGUGGAUGUUCCUGCUCACAGAGCCUUUUGUCUGCUGGCUGAGCUGAGCAACAGGCCCAGCUGGGACACACAUUAUCAGAAAUGUGAGCUGAUUCACCGGGUGGACGAUGAUGACUUCCUAUAUAGAGUGGUGACCCCAUCGGUGAGUCGGGGUGCAGUAGGUGCCCCGACUUCAGCCAAUCAAGGAGAAGGGAUUCUGCAGGAUUUCAUCUUGUUGGCUUCAAAGAGGAAGCCUUGUGGCAGCGGAGAUCCGUAUGUCAUCGCACUGCGCUCAGUGUCCCUGCCCAUGUACCCUCCCUCUGAAGGGUACAACAGAGGAGAGGUUCUGUGUGCUGGAUUCACCAUCGUGGAGACCAGCAAUAACAUGUCACUGAUCAGUUACUAUAACCAGGCGUCUCCAGAGGUCCUUCCCUACAUCUCCACAGAUAUCGCUGGCCUCUCUUCCUCCUUCUACCACACCUUCUGCUCCUGCAGCCGAUACCUGACCAGGAACCGACUGCCGUCCUCCUCUGAGGUGCAGACGGGUCUAAACCAGCUGGCCAGCACAGACCGUCCCACCUGUGAGGUUGGAGCUGAGAGUUUGUCAGUGGCUCUCCGCAGCACCCAGCUGUAGUCACUCAGUUCCCUUGGGCAGGUUUACAUGCGUUGACAUGGCCCUACUAAUGUUGUCAGAACAAAAGGGAUUUACAAUCUAAGGUAACACUAAAGGGCCUAAAAUGCAAAAAAGAAAGGCGGGUAACUCUGGUUAGAACACUCGUUUACUGCAGUGUGCACAAACAUUUGUAUUUUUACCUUUUGUUUUGUAAAUAUGAACAAAUAAACAUGUUCACAUAUAAAACAUAUUUUCUCUUUUUGGUUCCGUUCAGAAUUCAAAUGCAAACUACCAAACAAUAUAAAAAUGAAAAUAAAUGGUUGCAAGGUAAGCCAUUGUCUCGUCUACAGCCACACUAACAGCUCUGUGAGGAAAAGCAGGCUGCAUUAGCAUAGUGAGUGCAACCAUCAUAACCAACUUUAAUUAUUGAAUCGUUGGUUAUAUAUUCAAUUAUUACAGAUAUGUUCCCCUCCUCUCACAUCCUGAAAGCAGGACUAAUGAUUAGUUAGGCCUCCACCUCCCGCACAAGCCGUACUAUCAGUCAGGUCUGCUGGGGCUUUCCUCCACGCACAGCCUCUGCUCUAGAACCAAACGCUGGAUAGAACUGUCAAGUGUGCUGCAGUGGGCUACAGUAUGUUCAAGUGUGUUGUAAAGUAAAGAUUUUGAGGUGGGACAGAAGGCGCUCAAAGUACUCAUGCACAGAGGUUAGGGCGGCGGGUCAGUACAUCAACUUUUACUAUAGUCAGACCUAUUUUAGUUACAAUGGGGGUGUGCCCCGCUCUUUCCGCCGAUGACGUUGAUUCUCCGUAAUGGUGUUGCUGGGGAACGUGUCUGGGCAGAUCCUCCACAUGAAAAAGCAAACUAGUGUUGUGGAAGAUUUUCUCAUGCAAUCGGAAAUCAGUUGUAAAGUCUCUUGUGAAUCAAAGUUGUAUUUUCCGUUUAUUUCUUGCAAGGAAGAAGAGGUCUGCAACAGCUAUCAGAGGUGGGGACUCGAGUCAUGUGACUUGGACUCAAGUCAGACUCGAGUCAUGAAUUUGAUGACUUGAGACUCGACUCGACAAAACGUACAAAGACUUGCAACUCGACUUGGACUUUAACAUCGAUGACUCGUGACUUGACUUGGACUCGAGUCUUUUGACUCGAGAAGACUUGCUACUUCCCAUGAAAACUGGGGGAAAACAUUUUCACACGGCCGCGCCGCUCUGUUUAUCUGCAUCUGUCAAAAAAAUGUGCGCCACCUGUAUGCAGAGAGCGCUGCCUGCACGACAUCCAAUCACUGCAGUCCAUUUUACCGUAUCAACGAGACAGCUCGUUCAUGGUUACAAAAAUCGGGAUCUUUGAACUCGGAUUCAGACUCCGAUGGAAAUCCUCGCCAACAUUAUGUCAACGUCCGUUUUAAAGUAAUUGGUUUUAGACAUUAAUCUAAUAAAACAUUAUGGCAUCAUUAUAUUUUGCCAUUACACUAGUCAUCAACUAGGAGGACCGAGUGAUGUAGCUGUGUAGUUAUAGUUAACAAAACUACUUGAUGAAACAUUUUCUAGCGGAGUCAUUGACAUUCCACAUAUCUACUUUUACUAAUAUACUGAUUAUGUAUCAGCUUUGUCUUUACUGAUACCUGUCAGUUAAGUGUAAUAUGUGUGUAAUAAGCUGUAAUACGUGUGUAAUAAGCUUUGAUAAUCAAUAUGGCCUAACUUUCUGGUGAGCACAGCUGUGACAGUAGUGAUA
Molecule: messenger RNA, 4694 nt
Organism: Pungitius pungitius (ninespine stickleback)
Lineage: Eukaryota; Metazoa; Chordata; Actinopteri; Perciformes; Gasterosteidae
Product: acyl-coenzyme A thioesterase 11-like
Exons: 17
Coding region: 1134-2990 (618 amino acids)
Biological process (GO): acyl-CoA metabolic process
Cellular component (GO): cytosol; extracellular exosome
Molecular function (GO): fatty acyl-CoA hydrolase activity; lipid binding
Source: RefSeq, a predicted model, not a curated record